Molecule: messenger RNA, 1231 nt
Organism: Orbicella faveolata
Lineage: Eukaryota; Metazoa; Cnidaria; Anthozoa; Scleractinia; Merulinidae
Product: chymotrypsinogen B-like
Biological process (GO): proteolysis
Molecular function (GO): serine-type endopeptidase activity
Source: RefSeq, a predicted model, not a curated record
GUUUGAGCAGCUGCCUUAAGUGUCCACACGUCAGCGUUUUCCAUUAAUGACAUGGUACGCAUGUUUGCAGAGUGAUGUUGAUAAAGUACGAGAAAGCCUUGAAAGCAUAAGUUUCCGUUGUCACUGCAACAGCACCCUUCGUAUGAGAGUCAACGCGAGCCAGAAUACAUGCACAACGGCACAAUACUACAUACCAUGCUCAUUUUUCUGGCGAUCUUCCUUUUGGCGACAAAUCAAGUCUCGACACUUCCAAAUGAUAUCUGCGGACUGCGAAAUCCAUUGUCACGUAUUGUAGGAGGAGAACACGCCAAACUCGGUUCGUGGCCUUGGCAGGUGGAGCUCUUGAUGUUGAAAGGAGACAAGAAAACAUUCGCCCAUCGGUGUGGAGGGACCUUGAUUGAUAAUGAAUGGGUGGUGACCGCUGCCCACUGUGUCUUUAUGUAUCCUUAUCCCACCCAUUACAAAGUAGUAUUAGGACAGAUCAGGCGAGCAGAACUGAAGGACUUAAGUAACAAUUAUGUAUACAGUGUGAAGUGCAUAAAAAUUCACGAAGAUUACAUGGUAAGUGGCUAUGGUUUCGACGUUGCGUUGGUGAAACUGGCCAGACCUGCUAUAUUUGAACCCCGAAAAGUCUGGCCUGCCUGCCUUCCAAGUCAAGGAGAUCGCGUUGACAUAGGGAAAGAAUGUUUUAUUACCGGCUGGGGUAAAACUUCGUUCAACUCUAAAUUUUCCGAGUUCCUUCAAGAAGCCAAGAUUCCGGUUGUCAGCUAUAAGACCUGUGUAGCAGGAAACAUCAAUUUACCUCAAAAAGUGGACAACAUAACCAUGGUGUGCGCUGGUUAUGGGGGAAAUGCUGUGAUCAGUGGCUGCCAUGGUGACAGUGGAGGGCCAUUUGUGUGCCAGGAAUCCGGACGCUGGGUUUUAAGAGGAGCUGUUAGUUGGGGGGACCAUUGGUGCAGGAGUGGAAAAACAUUCUCUGUUUUUGCUCGCAUCAGCACAUUUGUUGACUGGAUUCAGGCCGCUAUGGAGAAAGCAAAUUGUGACGCUGUUGAGCCCAUAGACGGGGUCUGCGAGGAUAACUUGCCGCACUGUGGACAAUGGUUUUCGGAUGGCAACUGCGCAAAUAGGUGGUAUAAAAACUACCUAACGUUACACUGUCCUAAGAGUUGCAAACACUGUACCCAGUCCUGAACAGUCAGCCAGGGUUUGUAAUGCAAACACCUUAACUUAC